AUGGCAGUCGUGAAGACUCGGCGAGCGGCGCGGAAGAGUGCACGUAAACGAGUACAUUUCGGCCGCCACAUGAUCAACGUCCAGGUCGGACCUGACGAAGUCCCUUUCACUGUGCACAAGGACUUGCUUUGUACAAGCUCAGGCUACUUCAAGAAAGCAUUGCAAAGCUCUCGCAAAGUUAUCGAAGGCGAAUGCUCCAUCUGCACUGAAGGAAUGUUGGGCCAUUCGCCAAUUACCUUUUGCGGCGAUUGUGGCCAGAACUUCCACACAAAGUGUAUCCAAGACUGGUUGGACAGAGAAGAGACGUGUCCUCUUUGUCGAUUGGACUGGGCAUUCGAUGAAAAUCCCGCCGGAAUUGACGACUUCACUUUGGAAGAGUGCGAUCCUCUGGGCUUCGACAUCUAUAUGCAGUGGCUAUACACUGGAAUCAUUACAAGUUACCCCCAUGGCGACGUUGAGAAUGAUGUUCAAAGGAGCUUCACCCAACUCAUCAGAGCACACAUAGUUGGUGACAGCCUGCAAGACGCCCGGUUCCUAAAAGCCCUUCGUGAGGAAAUGAUCGACUACAGCUUCGUCGGCAACACACUUCCUGGACGAGAAGAUGUUGUAUACGCAUACGACAAUGCAAGCAGAACCUCCAAACUUUGGAAGUUCCUGGCGCAUUUGUAUGCUGCACGGGCAAACCGAAACUGCCGAAGCUACGAGCAUUACCCAACGCAGUUCCUUCAUGAAGUCUUGAAGGCUUUGCUGGGCCGGCGCAGAUGCGAACGUGGAGAAGAUGUUAAAAAAUCCUUGGCCGACUGGCUCUCUGGAGAGGAAGCGGAGGCGGAAGCGGAGGAGGCGGAGGCGGAGGAGGCGGAGGAAGAUCAACAAGGCGAAGGGCAAGAGGCAGACCAGGAGUAG
Alternaria rosae is the source of this 903-nucleotide messenger RNA. RefSeq lists its product as uncharacterized. The record is from RefSeq and is a predicted model, not a curated record. Gene Ontology annotation, molecular function: ubiquitin protein ligase activity. The transcript is spliced from 2 exons. The coding region runs from base 1 to 903 and encodes 300 amino acids. Lineage: Eukaryota; Fungi; Ascomycota; Dothideomycetes; Pleosporales; Pleosporaceae.